AGUUCUCUCCAGCUCUCCUUUCAAGCCCCCACCGCUGAACUCGCCAACUCGAUUGGAGACUUGGAGCUCUCCCCGACUCGGCAAACCUGCAAGAGUGCGCAGAACCAGCAACCCAUCUCCGGUCUCCGCGCCUCCGCCUCCAGGCAAUGUUCCAGAGAGCAAUCUGAUCGAAAACACCUUGGACAACUGCAUCUUCUGGUGUGAAGUGUUCUUGUUUGCAUUUACCAAUGCAUCCUCCAGCUUCUGUCCCAGUUGUUAAAUUGGUUCUGUUACAUUUGAUUAAAUUGGGGGUUUAGAUUGUCCACCAUAAUCUUUUUUUCUCCCUUCGUUAAGAAGUUCAAGCCCCACCAAGGUUGUAAUCCUGGAUCCGCCCCUGAUAAUGCAACUAUAGUCUUUCUUCGAUCAGGAUGUGCAGCCUGAGUAUCAGUUUGAUGUUUAACCAGUGGGCAUCGUGAAAAUGGAAGACUCAAAGCAGAACAGCAGUAUAAAGCAGCUCAGGUUCAGUGGAAGCUUAGGUCUCUCGAAUUGCUUCAGCUUUGGUGUUUUUGUUUCUUGACUGGAUUUAGAGGGGAAAAAGGAAGACCCAAACAGUCGCUUGAAAGUCAGAAAGAAUCGUGGUAAGCUCGGUACGAAUAUUACGGCGAGACUUUCAACCGCACUCGAGUGCUAAUUGACAUAACGCCGGGAACGGCGCUGUCCACACUUUACGGUCAUAGCAGAAGCAAUGAACAAACAGAGACGGCCACCGCCGGACCCAGUGGCUGUGCUGAGAGGUCACCGUGCCUCUGUCACCGACCUUUGUUUCCAUCCAUCUCAACCUCUCUUAUACACUGGUUCCGCAGACGGUGAGUUGCGGAUUUGGGACACUCUGCAGAAUCGGACAAUAGUAUCAGCAGGGGUGCAUAAUGCGGCACAUGGGGUUGCUUCUGUUGCUUGUAGCUCUUCAAUUGGAGCUGACAAAGUUAUCAGCCAGGGUAGGGAUGGAACUGUUAAGUGCUGGGAUAUUGGAGAUGGAGGUCUAUCCAGGGCUCCCUCUGUGAUGAUUGCGACAAAUGCUUACCACUUCUGUAAGCUUUCGUUGGUGAAGAGACCUCAUUCUUGUUCUACACAAGUUGACGGGCCAAAGCAUCAUGACGGAGGUGAGAGGGAGACUAGUACUACUGAUGCAGAUACUCUGGAUGAUAGUGAAGAAAAGGUCCAAGGGUAUCUGUCUGAGCUGUCUAGAACCGAUGAAGUAUUUCUUGAAACAGAAAAUACUGAAGCUGGAGGAUCUAAAUACAUUGCUAUAGCAGGAGAGCAGUCUUCUGAGGUUGAGAUUUGGGAUCUUAAUACUGCAGAAAGGUGUAUGCGACUACCUCAAAGCUGUUCUGCUGACUCCUCAGCUAUUUCUACCAAGGAAAGAGGAAUGUGCAUGGCAGUUCAAGCAUUUUUACCAUCAGAAUCACAGGGAUUCCUAAACGUCGUGGCUGGUUAUGAGGAUGGCUCCAUGCUUUGGUGGGAUAUUAGAAAUCCAGGUGUUCCAGUUACAUCUGUCAAGUUUCAUUCAGAGCCGGUUUUAAGCCUAUGCAUUGAUGAUUCAUGCAAUGGUGGUAUCUCAGGAGCUGCAGAUGAAAAAAUUGUGCUCUACAGUUUGGAUAAUUCCAUGGGUACAUGUGUGAUAAAAAAAGAAAUUGAUUUGGAGCGACCUGGCAUAUCAAGCACCACUAUUCGACCUGAUGGUAAAAUAUUUGCAACAGCUGGCUGGGAUCACAGAGUGAGAGUAUAUAACUAUCGCAAAGGAAAUGCUUUGGCAAUAUUGAAGUAUCACCAUGCAACGUGUAAUGCAGUCUCUUAUUCACCAGAUUGUAAGCUCAUGGCCUCUGCAUCAGAGGACACAGUGGUGGCACUUUGGAAACUCUAUACUCCUCAAAACUGAGAGUUAUAUUAGAAUCACAUCGAGAAUCAGUAAAUGUUUCUGUUUCUGUAUAUAUAUUUUAACCAAGAUGUCAAAUAUUGUUGGAGCCUAUUCUGCAUCCGUAUAUGGCAUCUAGAAGAUAACUGACAUUUGCAUAACGAUCCCAUUCUUUUGUUGUUAGCCAAAAUUUGCAUAACGAUUC
Rosa rugosa (rugosa rose) is the source of this 2096-nucleotide messenger RNA. Its product is annotated as protein DECREASED SIZE EXCLUSION LIMIT 1-like. Lineage: Eukaryota; Viridiplantae; Streptophyta; Magnoliopsida; Rosales; Rosaceae. The record is from RefSeq and is a predicted model, not a curated record. Gene Ontology annotation, molecular function: protein binding. The transcript is spliced from 18 exons. Bases 725 to 1915 code for a protein of 396 amino acids.